Eremomyces bilateralis CBS 781.70 is the source of this 1571-nucleotide messenger RNA. Its product is annotated as beta-lactamase. The record is from RefSeq and is a predicted model, not a curated record. Lineage: Eukaryota; Fungi; Ascomycota; Dothideomycetes; Eremomycetales; Eremomycetaceae. The transcript is spliced from 5 exons. Bases 304 to 1518 code for a protein of 404 amino acids.
AUACAUACAGCUGACUUCAUUUGCCAACUUAGCAAAUCUAACUCCACAAUUCACAAACCAUGAAUUUGAGUUCUGAUUUGGAAUAGAAAUAGAAAUACUGCCCCAUUUUCCGUCAGAUGAACUGACAGAUGAGGUAAAGCUUAAAGGUCACCGCCUAGUCACUACCGAGGUAGGCUAGCCUCCGCAUUUGAGCAAGCGGUCUAUCGUUCAGCCUAAACCAGACUGCUCAGCUUUAAAAGGUCUGGGUCGCCAUAAUUGGGAAGAUGGAACUUCCGACAUUGUGGAGCCGUUCAAUAUCACAGUAUGGAAAAAUUCGAAAAGAAGGUGCGAGCAGCUACUGGGGAGUUGGGGAAGGAGAAGCAGGAGUUGGCCGGGGUGGUGGUAUCGGCUCGAAGCAGACGCUUCAACUAUGACAACUCGUUCGGGUUCAAAGGGCUGGGCGCCGACUCUCCACCGAUUGACCUCGAGUCAACCUUCUGGGCCGCAUCUUGCACCAAGCUGCUGACCACCAUUGCAGCAAUGCAGAUCCUCGAGCAAGGCAAGGUGACCCUUGAUGAAGACAUUUCACGGAUCUUGCCUGAAUUUAAAGAUCCUCAAAUCUUGGUCCGUGUGGAAGAUGGGAAGCCGACGUUGGUGCCGGCAAAGAACAAGAUAACCCUGAGGCAUCUCCUUACGCAUUCCUCAGGCUUAGGCUAUACGGUGAUGAGCCCCAAUCUCAUGGCGUAUGCCGAAGCCACUGGUCAACAAGCUAAAAUGACAGCACCUACGGUUAACGAGAAAUAUAACUGGCCCCUCCUGUUCGAACCAGGUGAGGACUUUCACUAUGGCCAGUCGGUCGACUGGGCAGGACAGGUGGUUGAGCGCAUCAGUGGCAUGCGACUGGGCGACUACCUGGCCAAAUAUGUCUUUGCUCCGAUUGGAGUCCAGCAGUCCACGUUCCACCCGAGCAGGGACCCUGCCGUGGAAUCCAACCUGGUCGAAAUGCUGCUGAGAGCCACUCCAGGUGAUUCGACAUUGACGACGACGACGAUGUUUGACCGCAAAGCGGAGUGGGAAGACAUGGGAGGCGAAGGCAUCUACACCAAUCCAACGAAUUACGUGAAGGUUCUCGUGAGUAUCACGCGAAAUGAUGAGAAGAUCCUCAAGAAGGAGUCGGUAGAGCAGAUGUUUACACCGCAACUCAAAGACCCGAGCCACCUGAUGAAGCACAUCAGCGCGCUUCUAGAGCCAGGCAUAAUUGCACAGCUCAUGGGAGCGUUGCCUGGCGAGACGGCAAUCAAUUGGGGACUGGGUGGCCUGUUGUCAUUGGAAGAGGUCCCUGGACGGCGAAGGAAGGGUUCCAUGAGCUGGAGUGGACUGCCCAACUUGUUCUGGUGGAUGGAUCCUGUUUCCGAGUCCUGCGGGUGCUGGGCAACGAACAUCAUACCCACAGGGGAUGUCAAAUCCGCGGCCAUGUACAAGGAAUUUGAGGAAGCGGUAUAUGAAGAACUUACGAGGUCCAAGUCUAGUAGAAUUUAAACUAGGGUAGACUACACGCCAUGUGGAAGCGGGAGUACAAUGACAUUCGGAAU